GCUGAAUGCCGAACCGUUCACAUUUUUAUCUUAUCGUUUCCGUUGAAAUUUGCAUGCAUUUUGUGAUAAGUAAUUUAUAUAUUCAAUUUAAUUUGCUGCUUAAUAAUUUAAAAGUGAAUAAUCAUGUCUUUACUAGCUAUAGGCAUCGAUUUAGGUACAACCUAUACAGUUGCUGCCAUAUACAAAGAUGGCCAUCCUGAAAUUAUUCCAAAUUUGGAUAAAGAUAGGCUCACAUCGUCCAUAGUGUUUUAUUCGCCCAAAGAUCGCAGUGCUAUUGUCGGGAAAUAUGCUUAUGAUAAAUCCAUCAUGAAUCCAAGAAAUGUUUUGUUUGAUAUGAAAAGAAUAAUUGGUAGAGACUAUAAGGACGCCUAUGUACAAAACUACGUAGCAAUGGGACAAAGAAACACAUUUAAUUUACAAGUAACCUGCAACUCUUCGGGCCCUUGUAUAAAAUUGGAUUAUGAGGGUGAUGAAACAAACGCAACAGUGACACCAGAAGAAGUAGCCUCAGAUAUUUUGAAGCAUGUUAAACUAUCUGCUGAACGAUUUUUAGGACAAACUGUAAACGAAGCAGUGAUAUCAGUACCAGCGUACUUCAGCUACGCUCAAAGAGCAGCAACCAAACGUGCAGCAGAACAAGUAGGUUUCCAAGUGUUGAAGCUGAUCACUGAACCUGUGGCAGCUGCCAUUCAUUACACCAAGGCGGAAUUUCAAGAAAACAUGCUACUUUUGGUUGUGGAUUUGGGCGGCGGUACUUUGGACGUUUCAGUGAUUCGAUGUACCCGAGACAGGUUCGAAGUAAAAGCUAUAGAAGGCGACAUGUUUCUGGGCGGAAACGACUUUGAUGAAGUUGUUUUUAAUCAUUUGUUGGCAGAAAUUAGUCAAAGAUAUGUCAACAAAAAAGCUAUCCAAAAUCCCAGAUUUGUGAGAAGACUGAGAAAGUAUGCCAAAAAAUUGAAGGAGGCGCUAUCCACUCACAAAGAGUAUAAUAUAACGGUUGAAAUGAAUAGUGAUGACGUUUACGAAAUUGAAAUGACCAGAGAGAAGUUUGAACAGUUGACAGAUCCAUUAUUUCAACGAAUCACAAAUAAGGUUCAAAAAUGUAUCCAGUCAGCAAAAAUCACCACAACAGACAUCGAUAAAGUCGUAUUAACAGGUGGUGCCUCAAUGAUGCCUAAAUUAACAGACCUCAUCAAAAAUAUAUUCGAUAUUGAGCCCAGUACGAACUUGCAUCCAGAUGAAGCUGUCGCGUUGGGUGCCAGCAUCCACGCUGCCCACUUGAAACACAAUCUGGAAAAUUCCAUAAAAUACGAAUUGAUAGAUGUUGCUCCGCAUUCUUUGGGUAUACAAACCCAAUACGAUUUGAUGAUAGGUUUUAUCGAAAAAGGCGCUACGCUUCCAGCGAUUAGUAAAAAAUCAAUGCAAACCAGUUACAAUAAUCAAAAUAAUGUGAUUUUUAAAAUAUUUGAAGGCGAAAGGAAGCAAUGCAAACGCAACAAGAAACUUGGCCAGUUGACCAUCAAUGAUUUACCUUUGGGUAAAGCUGGAGAAGUUGAAUUCGAAGUGACUUUUGUUUUGGACGAAAACGGCGUGUUGCUUGUAACCGCUGUAGAAAAAUCAACAGGAAACCAGAAUCAGUUGCAAAUAAUGAUGAAUAAUUUAGCCCUAUGCGACAGCGACCUUUAUGUACCACCAGAAAAAGAAAACGAACUUGCAAGAGAAGAUAUUUUAUGGGACGAAUAUUAUAGAUUUCUCAUAGGAACUGACAGAUAUUGCGAUAAGCUGAUAUGUGAAGUGGAAAAAUUGAGUUUCAGUUCUAGGAAAGAUAAUAUUAUAAAAGCAUUGAACGAUUUCAACGAGAGAAAGGCGGCAUUGAAUCAUAAAAAUAUUGAGUUAUUGAAAAAUAGUUUUCAAUUGCUACAUGCUGAAGUGUCGAGUGACAAAAAUUCGAUUUUUGAUUUAUAAAAUGUUGUAGAUUGUUAAGACAGAUUGUUGUUUUUGGUACCUAACCUGAGUAUUUUUGAUUUUAGAUUAUUAUUUCUCUUAAAAUGGCAAAUAAAUUAUAUUGGUCAAUGAG
Ceutorhynchus assimilis (cabbage seed weevil) is the source of this 2077-nucleotide messenger RNA. Lineage: Eukaryota; Metazoa; Arthropoda; Insecta; Coleoptera; Curculionidae. The record is from the annotation of a GenBank genome assembly.